Candoia aspera is the source of this 1388-nucleotide messenger RNA. Its product is annotated as mitochondrial inner membrane protein OXA1L-like. NCBI's taxonomy places the organism in Eukaryota, Metazoa, Chordata, Lepidosauria, Squamata, Candoiidae. Bases 19 to 1227 code for a protein of 402 amino acids. The record is from RefSeq and is a predicted model, not a curated record. Gene Ontology annotation, cellular component: mitochondrial inner membrane. Gene Ontology annotation, biological process: protein insertion into mitochondrial inner membrane from matrix. Gene Ontology annotation, molecular function: membrane insertase activity. The transcript has 10 exons.
GCGGUCACGCCGGGGACCAUGGCGGCUUUCGCGGUGCUGCGGCGGGCCUGGAUCUCGGCGGGGGGCGCUUACCGGCAGGUCCACAGAAUACCUGUCCCUCCGGGAUGGUCCCAAGCCAGAGCUCCUCCUGCUCCUCCGCCGAACAGUUUUCCUCUCCCUCCUUGGAGACCCGCAGUCCGGGGUCAGAGCACUGCAGCUGUGGCAGGCAUACAGGUUGCUCAGGCUGCAGCAACCCCCCCGGUGGGGAACGUCCUCCCUGUAGAGGAGCUUGGCCAACUCGUGCAGGAACCGACUCUGGCCGAACUGGGUCUGGGAAGCAACAGCCCGGUGGGCCUAAUCAUGAAGAUCUUGGAAUCUUUCCACCUGGACCUGGGGCUGCCUUGGUGGGGAGCCAUUGUAGCAGGGACGGUACUCAUACGCUGUCUGGUUUUCCCACUCAUGGUAAAGAACCAGCGAGACUCAAUCGCGUUAAGCAACCACAUACCCCAGAUUACCGUGUUAUCUGCUAGAGUCAGUGAGGCCAAGAAGACCGGCAACCGACAACAGUUUGUGAAAGCCGUUAUGGAUCUGGACCACUAUCAGAAAACUCAUAAUGUUAACCCCUUCCGAGGAUUCAUCACGCCCUUGGUCCAGGCACCCAUUUUCAUCUCAUUCUUCUUCGCCCUGCGCAAAAUGGCUGAGUUCCCUGUGCCCAGCAUGGAGACCGGGGGGCUGUGGUGGUUCACGGAUCUCACAGCUGCUGAUCCUUACUAUGUUCUACCCCUGAUGACCACCGUCUCCAUGUGGAUUAUUUUGGAGACCGGGAUGCAAACAGGAGCCCCGAACCCAAACCUCGAUCUAAUGAAAAAGGUUUUCCGAGUGAUGCCAGUGCUCUUCCUUCCUGUCAUAAUUUCCUUUCCAACGGCCGUCUUUACCUACUGGCUGACAUCCAACUUGUUCUCCAUUAUGCAAGUAUUGCUGUUUCGUUUGCCUGCCGCUCGUACGUUUUUCCACAUCCCUGAGAGGGUGGCACAUAAUCCUGAGUCCUUACCUCCCCAGCAAGAUUUUCUGAAGAGCAUCAAGGAAGGAUGGAAGAAUGUCCAGAUAGCUCAUCAGUUAGAGGAGCGAGAGCAGUACAUUAAAAAACAACUGGAUUCAACACGUAAAGGGUUGCUCCACCAAACUUUUCCCCAUAAACCUUUACAGCAUCCUAGCAAGCCGUCACCACAAAAGAGACAACUAGGGUGAAUGCCACUGAGUUCCAUUCAAGGCAAAAACAUUCUCCCAUUUCCCUUAUCCUUUUGCCCCAAUUUAAACUAUUAAUUUUGUUUUCCACUUGCUCUGAGAGCAUAUGUGUAAAUGUGUCUCUUUGUAAAUUUAUUACAUAAAACUAUGCUUUCAAUUAACAA